Actinia tenebrosa (Australian red waratah sea anemone) is the source of this 1411-nucleotide messenger RNA. RefSeq lists its product as uncharacterized. NCBI's taxonomy places the organism in Eukaryota, Metazoa, Cnidaria, Anthozoa, Actiniaria, Actiniidae. Gene Ontology annotation, molecular function: methyltransferase activity. The record is from RefSeq and is a predicted model, not a curated record.
AAGCCCCGUCUUCUGACUUCAAACCUUCCAUUUACAUGUAAUACCCGUGUUUUGCUGUUUUAUGAGGAGUGAAACUGAAAAUGGAAGAAAAAAAGGCAUUUGUCCCUCAUAGUCACUUACCGUACGGUAAGGUUGGUUCUGGGUUUUAUUCAACUCGAAGCAUUGCUAAUCGUCAAGUGGUUAAGACAGCGACCCCUUUGGUUCUGAGAGAACUUGAUGCUAUGGCCCUAGAAAAACAGUCUGUGGUGACCCUAGUGGAUUAUGGGACUGCUGAUGGUGGAACUUCGACGAGUCUUAUCUACGCAUGCGUCAAAGCAAUACGAGAAAAAUACGGAGCUAAACUACCGAUAAAUGUGAUCUACGAGGAUCAACCCGUCAAUGAUUUCACGUCUGUGUUCUUGAGAACACAAGGUUUGAUUCCUGGUCCUCGCAGUUAUCUCCUUGACUUCCCCAACGUGUUCGUCAUGGCCAGCGGUACAAAUUUCUACGAUCAGUGUUUCCCAAAUGACAGCGUGACAUUAGGGUUCUCUUCUAAUUGUGCACAUUGGUUGCGUGACAAGCCUUGUGACAUGACUGGAACUACAUUUCACCUAUUCAUUACUGUACCAGAGGAAAAAGAGAAGUUUGUAGCACAAGCCGAAAAAGACUGGGAAUUAUAUCUAACGAAAAGAGCUGCCGAGCUUAGACCAGGAGGCAGUAUGGCCCUGGCGGAGUUAGCUGUGGAUCAGAAUGAUCAGUUUGCAGGACACACGAAAGAUGCCAAACAUUGUUGUCACACAGUUCUAUCAACACUUUGGAAAUCACUUUCAGAUGAGGGAAUUAUCACUAAGGACGAGGUUGCCAAAACCAAUUUCAUCUUGUACUUCAGAAGGGUAGAUGAGUUCAAGAAGCCAUUCAAGUGUCCUGACUCGCCUGUUGUCAAAGCAGGUCUAGAGUUGGUUUCCAUAGAAACAAAAAUCGUACCUUGUGCAUAUAAGGAAAAAUGGAUCAAAGAAAAGGGAGAUGCCAAAGAACAUGCAAAGAAAUACGUAGAAAGUAUUCGAGCGUGGAGCAACAGCACAUUUCUUUCAGGAUUAUCGGAUUCUCGUUCUGCCGAAGAGAAAUCUAAAAUCGUCGAUGAAUUGUACCACCGUUACGAAGCUGAGGUGGCCAAGUGCCCUGAGGAUUAUGGGUCUGCAUAUGUUAACGCCUAUUUGGUUAUAAGAAAGCGUUUACGUACAGAAUCUACCGGUAGCCAAUAACAUGCGACUGGUUUAAUUAUUGCACUGAAACAAGAAACAACCAUCGAAGAUGACUUGAAGCGAAGAGAAAUAACCACUCAACCCCGAUGUUAGAUUCAUUUAUUUUUUUUACUAGCUUUUUAUUUAUUUAUUUAUUUUUUAAAUUAAAGAUCUUUAUCGAAUUUUGAGGA